UUGCGUCAUCUUCGUCAUACAUAAACAUGUUUUUGUUGUUGUAUAUUUCCAACCAUUGUAGAGUGUUGAACUAAGCGUGAUUCGUUUUCUUUAUUAAAUAUUAUAAUUUACUUUCCAAGUUUUGAUCUCUCUGUCUUUCAUGUAACAAGAUUUUGCCAAAAACACUUUUUCGAAUAUGUGAUGUCUUCAAACGAAAUUUUAGUAUCGCUCUGUGUUAUUCGAAUCGAAGUCAGUGAUUACGAUUCGGAACAAGACGUUGCAAUGGCUGUGAGAAAAAUGCGAGGAUGCCGUGAGCCAAGGGAAAUAACAAUAGAAAAUUAUUCAAAUUCCGAGGAGGGUCCAGUGCCACUUUUACAUCAUCAGAAUUUAAAUAAAUCACAUUCAACAUCGCGUAUGAAUUCAGAGGAAUCAUCGAUAUCGCAAAUUUUAUCUGAAGGUGCAACAUCGUGUAAUGUUGCCGAUCAAAUUAAUUUUUUCUCCGGGAAUCCAUUUGUUGAGGUCACCAAAGGAAUUUUGCAUUUGUUUAAAGAGGAUGAAUUAACGGACGUACAAUGCGCUGCAACACGAAGCAAUACAAUUUGCAUGCUCUCAGUUCCUGCAACAAUGACUUGUCACGAUGUUUUAACAUUCACUGCCGCUUGUCAUCAAAAUAUUCAACAUUUUCGAAUUUUGCGUGACGAUAAUCCAGAUCAAUAUAUGGCUUUGAUCACUUUUAGGAAUUCCGCGGCUGCGAGUGAAUUUUACGAGACAUUUAACGGCGCACCGUACAAUUCAUUGGAACCGGACGUCGUUUGUCACUUGGUGUUUGUCUCAAAAGUCGAAGUCGGAGGCGAUGGAUUGCCAAUUGCCGGACACACGGAAUUGCCAUCGUGUCCAGUUUGUCUCGAGCGAAUGGACGAGAGUGUCGAUGGAAUUUUAACUGUUCUCUGUAAUCACACAUUUCACGCGAGCUGCUUAGUCAAAUGGGGCGAUACGUCGUGUCCAAUUUGCCGCUAUGCCCAAACACCGGAGCCGUUGGCUGACAGUCAUUGCAUGGAAUGCGUUCCAGGCACAUCGAACGACAGUCUUUGGAUUUGUUUGAUUUGCGGACACAUUGGCUGUUCGCGUUACACAAAAGGUCAUGCCUUUGAGCACUAUCAGGACACGCAUCAUUGUUACGCGAUGCAAUUGGGCAAUAAUCGUGUCUGGGACUACGUGGCCGACACUUUUGUUCAUCGCUUACUUCAGGACAAGGAUGGCAAAAUGGUCGAGGGUCAUGAGCCCUCAAAAGUCGAGGGCGCAUCAAUGGACGAGAAAGUCGACUCGGUUCAAUUGGAAUUCACCUAUCUUCUCACUUCACAAUUGGAAACGCAACGACAAUUUUUCGAGGAUCGUCUCAAUAGAUUUGAGCAGAGAACCGUCGCCGAGACCAGUGAAUUAAGGGAUAAAUUGACUCAAGUCAUUGAGGAAAAUACCGACAUGAAGAAAAAAAUCACGUCACUGACGAAGGAGAAAGUGCAAAUGGAGAAGAAAAUACAGGCGACGAGUCAAAAAUUGGAGAAAACACAAACCGAACUUGUUGAAGAGAAGGCGUUGAGAAAGUCAUUGGAAAUGAAUCAAACGUCCUGGCAAACGAAGCAUAAGCAGCUAAGUGAUGAAUUAACCGAAGUGAAAAGUAAAAAAGAAGCUGAAGUCGUUGAUUUAAAGGAACAAUUGCGUGAUAUUAUGUUCUUUUUUGAGGCGCAAAAACAAAUUGAAAAUUCCGAUCAUCGCGAUGAAAUUGCCGAGGGACGUAUUAUCGUUGGCCCCGAGGCAAAUACAUCGAAAAAUAGUUCACGUCCCUCAAAGAGACACUCGAAACGUUAAUUUAAUUUUUUUUUUCGUUCUUUUUGAAUAGUAGAAAAUUAAUUUUAGUAAUAAUUUAUGUGUGAUUUUUUUUAAAGAAAGAAAUGGUAUUUUUUAUCUUCUUUUUUUGGCAUUGAAAAUUAUUGAAAAUUUUUAUCUGGAGAAUUCAAAAGUGAUUAAAAUCUUUUUCUUCUCCUAAUUGUAAAAAAAUGUGUUAUAAUACAUACAGAAUCUAGAAAAUAUAA
Leptopilina heterotoma is the source of this 2069-nucleotide messenger RNA. Its product is annotated as BRCA1-associated protein. Lineage: Eukaryota; Metazoa; Arthropoda; Insecta; Hymenoptera; Figitidae. Bases 181 to 1845 code for a protein of 554 amino acids. The record is from RefSeq and is a predicted model, not a curated record. Gene Ontology annotation, biological process: Ras protein signal transduction; protein ubiquitination. Gene Ontology annotation, cellular component: cytoplasm. The transcript has 6 exons. Gene Ontology annotation, molecular function: zinc ion binding; ubiquitin protein ligase activity.